GUUCCAGUGGAGCACCCCUAUUGUCUUCGAGACAGAAAACGAUGUCCGCCUCCAAUUUCAACACCACAAGUCUUGCAUGGACGAGAUGAACAGAUCCAGUGCCACAUCAUUCCACUAGGGUCACCAGGGUUUCUGGCUUGUUCCUUGGUGAAAUCAUGUGGUGCACCAAUGAAAACCAUCCCAGUGCUGACCCCCGUCACCCCCAGGGUCUCACCGAGGCCGCGAGAAGGUGACGCUGCUUCUCCAAGCCUAUGCACGACCACCACCGAAGACCAUCCCCUGAGAUUUCGAGGAGGUCCCGAGUCCGGAGACAUCCAGAGACCGGAGACUGGGCGUGGAGAUGUUGUCUUAGCUCGGCUGCCAAAGGCAUGCCUGGUGAAUGAAGGGUUCGAGUGGAUCGGUGGUUUGGAAUCUGUGAACUGGAAUUUUGGUUGCCGUUACGGCCCUUGGUUAGUUGGCCGUGGCAAGGCGAAUGUCACGGUGGACGAAGCAAGACAUUCACCGGGUGGAUCGAACAGAUCUGCCUCGGAGGCCGAAAGUGGCGCUUUCCUCCACCUGAAGGGUACGGCGGCCCUGGAUGGCGCGAGCUUGGCGAAACGGAAGGUGGUGUUUGGCAGUGUCAUUGCUGGCACUUCGUGCCUUCUCCUCCUCUCGAGCAUUUGCGUCCUGAAGUGCAAACAACGCUCUCGGCAGACCGUGGAGGCUGCAAAGCCGAGUUGUGGAUGGCAGCACGUGAAGAGUGGCGAAGCGAAAGAUGGCGGAGGGACAAGUUACAAAUACCAGUCCCUGCCAAACCUCUUGAAAGGCAAGAGUACUGAUAGCAUGAUCAGUCGUCAGAGUCAACUUAGUCGACCUGAAGGCUUGGGGAAGCUCACCAAGGAAGAAAUGGAGGAAGCCUUGGAUCACCUCUCGCCCGAAGAGCGGGCGGAACGGCUGAAUCAAUGGGCCCAGGAGCGGGCCGAACGGCUGCGGAUGGAGAACGCUCACUAUUUGGAACUGCGGAGGUGUGUUCUGAUCAGCCUCACACUUCUGUAUGUUUGUGCUUCUGUGGGCCUGCCUUAUUUGCACCGACAGGAAGCGAGUUGUUCGCGCGGGUUCUUCUGGGAAACGCAUAUGGAGUUUUUGGGCCUUUUUGCCGUGACCAAAUGCGCGGAACUGUGGCUGAUGGUGCAGGAUUCAGCAGUGUCCUGGGACCAGAUCGGCGUUUUGGAUGUCCUGCUGAAAUUUUUACCAUCCUUCAUGGGUUAUUUAGAUGGCUACACGGAUGCCACUGCCGUGUUCAUUGCCGCCUCCUGCGAUGACCCGUUGGCGCAGACACUGGCGAAUGCAAUGGGCAUCGCCUAUUUGGUGGGCGUGUGCUUCUUUCAAUGGACUGUGAUGUUCAUCCUCUCUUCCCAGGACCCCUCCCAAGCGUGUUUGUUGAAGCUGUUGCACAUGGACAUGUUGGCCUCCUGUGUGACCCUCCCAGCGGAGAAGAAAUGGGUUUGGGAUUUGCUGGCAGCCGUGCGAACCAUUGGAGAGGAUGUGCCACAAGCCGUUCUGCAGACCAUCUAUUUGAUCAAGGUACAGAGGAACUGGUUCAUGCUGAUUUCCGUGGUCAUGGCCGUUUGUGCCUCCCUGAAAGCUUUGCACGACGCCCGGGCCCGGGCCCUUGCAGCAGCUGGGGCGGAUCAAGAGUACGAAAAGCGGGAACGCGACUUCAUGCUGUACAGCAGCUCGCAGGAUAGCACCAUUCGAUGUUGGAACGUGAAGGAUGGGCUUUGCACUCAAAGCAUCACCACCGGCAGCCCCGCCAACUCCAUUGCGGCCUGCAAUGGCAUGCUGUAUAGCUCGCAUGACGAUGAUGUGAUUCGCGAAUGGUCCCUGGAGACAGGGGAAGAGCUUCGCAGCUUUAACCAUCGAGGUAGCAAUGCCGUGGUCUACGGGACUGAAAAGUACCUGUUCACAUGGGCAUUGACCGGUGGCAAAUGUGUUUACAAGGUGUGGUCUUUGGCUUCAGGUGAAUGUCUUCGCAAGCUUCCAGCACCAAACAUGUUCAAAGCCUCCAUGUUCGUGCGAGGCGACAUGUUCUUUGCGACAUCUCCAGAUGAUCCUGAGUCGGUGUGUCAGUGGGACCUCGGCAGUGGUGAAUUGCUGGGUAGCUUCGAAGGUCACGACGAUGAAAUCAACGCGAUCUACGCCACCAAGAAGCGGAUCUUGACGGGCGCGCAGGAUGGCACCGCGAAGGAAUGGUGCUUGGAAUCCAAGAAGUGCACACGCACUUUUCGUGAUCAUCUCUCAAGUUUCUUGGCGCCUUUGAUUGUCAUUGCCGACAAGAUGUACAAUGCCUCAGAUGAAGAGAGAGACAUCAAUGAAUGGUCCCUGCUGACGGGCCAACUGCUUCGCCGCUUCGCAGGGCACCAGGGAUCCGUCUUGAGCAUCGUGAUGUUGGACCAGAAGCUUUAUAGCUCCUCAGAUGACAGAAGCAUCAAGCAAUGGUCUUUGGCCACAGGUGAGUGUGAACAGACCUUCGAGGGCCAUACUGGCUAUAUCAGUAAAAUCAUAAUUAUGUGCAAGGAUGAUUAG
Molecule: messenger RNA, 2565 nt
Organism: Cladocopium goreaui
Lineage: Eukaryota; Dinophyceae; Suessiales; Symbiodiniaceae
Source: the annotation of a GenBank genome assembly